CCACCCGCAGGCAGUCUCCUCGCCGCUCACCGGUUCUAUGCGCUCUGUGGCAGCUGUAGCCGGGCUGGUCGGUAAAAUCGAUGUGGAAUCAAUAACCAAAGGAGAACCUCAGAAAGCAGGGUUUUUACUGGAUGAGGGAUGCGCCAAAAUAUCAAUUAUAUCCCUUCAGUGUUAAUUUGAGCAUCGUUUAGUUCUGAAGCGAAUUCGGUCUUCUCGGUCGCUUGUGACCAAUUCGGACGCCGCUCCUGCGGAAGCGCAGGCUAAGUUGUCUCCGCGGAGAAUGAAAUAAACGCGCCAAACGGCAUGGAGACGGGUCGCGUGAAGUUGACGGUGGCCGUGCUGUGUGCGGCGGUCUCGCUGGCAGUUGGGACCAUUGAAGCCCCCGGGGAGUUCAUGUCCCUGGCGGAGAUGGAGGACGCCCUGCUGCGGAACCUCUUCCGGGGGUACCAGAAGUGGGUACGGCCCAUCCUGCACGCCAACGACACCAUCACCGUCCGCUUCGGGCUGAAGAUCUCCCAGCUGGUGGACGUGGAUGAGAAGAAUCAGCUCAUGACGACCAAUGUCUGGCUUUGGCAGGAGUGGACGGACUGCAAGCUGCGCUGGAACCCUGAGGACUACGGCGGCAUCACCUCCAUACGCGUCCCCUCAGAGAACAUCUGGCUGCCCGACAUCGUGCUGUAUGAGAAUGCGGACGGGCGUUUCGAGGGCUCCCUGAUGACCAAGGCCAUCGUGCGGGCCAACGGGACCAUCAUGUGGACCCCCCCAGCCAGCUACAAGUCGGCCUGCACCAUGGACGUGACCUUCUUCCCCUUCGACCGGCAGAACUGCUCCAUGAAGUUCGGGUCCUGGACCUAUGACGGGAACAUGGUGGACCUGGUGCUGGUGGACGACCACGUGGACCGCAAGGACUUCUUCGACAACGGCGAGUGGGAGAUCCUGAACGCCACGGGCGCCAGGGGAACCCGCCGGGAUGGGCUCUACGCCUACCCCUUCCUCACCUACUCCUUCAUCCUCAAGCGGCUGCCCCUCUUCUACACGCUCUUCCUCAUCAUCCCCUGCCUGGGGCUGUCCUUCCUCACCGUGCUGGUCUUCUACCUGCCCUCCGACGAGGGCGAGAAGCUGUCCCUCUCCACCUCCGUCCUGGUGUCCCUCACCGUCUUCCUGCUGGUCAUCGAGGAGAUCAUCCCGUCCUCCUCCAAGGUCAUCCCGCUCAUCGGCGAGUACCUGCUCUUCAUCAUGAUCUUCGUCACCUUCUCCAUCAUCGUCACGGUCUUCGUCAUCAACGUGCACCACCGCUCGUCGGCGACCUACCACCCGAUGGCGCCGUGGGUGAAGAGCCUGUUCCUGCAGCGGCUGCCCAGGCUGCUGUGCAUGCGGGGGCACACCGACCGCUACCACUACCCCGACAUCCAGCUGCGCAGCCCCGAGCUCAAGCCGCAGAGCCGCCGGCAGCAGCAGAGGGCGCUGGUGAGCAAGGAGGACGAGAACCACGCCUGGCUGGCCAUGCUGGAGAAGGCCACCAGCUCCGUGCGCUACAUAUCCCGCCACAUCAAGAAGGAGCACUUCAUCAGAGAGGUCGUGCAGGACUGGAAGUUUGUGGCUCAGGUGCUGGACCGGAUCUUUCUGUGGGCCUUCCUCACGGUGUCCAUACUGGGCACCAUCCUCAUCUUCACUCCAGCGCUCCAGAUGUACUUAAGCACCCCUCCCUGAGCCCCGCCCCCCCACCACGCACCCUGUCCUGACCCCACCCCCAUGGCACACCACGUCCAAUCACAAUGAGGCAAGAGGGUGUUACCAGGGGAACCAGCUCUGGCCUGUCCCAGCACAUCCGUCUGUAGUUUAAAGGGUUUUAAAGGGUGGACCAGUUGUAUUAUAUACUGUAAUAAAAAAGAGCACUUUCCAUUGAGUCUUGGCUGUAAAAUAUUUUGAAUACCUGAGUUGAUCCAAUAUUUGUAUAAAUGUGCUUGUUUUUUAUUUGAAUGACUAUCAUUCUUUUUUUUUUUAAAGUCUGAAAUUAUCCGCAUACCUGUGACCAACACCAUCGCCAUGUCAACCGAUGGACACAUGAUCCCAAUCACCAAUUACAGCGAAGAAAGAGAGGAGGGCGGGGCUACAGAUUGUCAGGUGUGCUGCUCUGAUAAGGGGGACUUCUGCAUCACAGACACUGGUUUCCUGCUCACUCAGCCUCUUUCCCACACUAACUGUCUCUCACUGGUGUGUGGUGAGCAUUCUGGCACAAAAUGGCUGCCAUGCAUCACCCAGGUGAGUGCUCACAUUGGUGGUGGGUGAGGUGAGUUUCCCCCUCAUCGCUGUAAAGCGCUUUGAGUCCCUGAGCAGUGAGCAAAGCGCUUCAUUAGUGAACGGAAUUAUUAAUUAAUUAUUCAUUGUUAUUAAUUAUUAUUGUGUCCUCCUGGAGGUGUUUUCUUUUUUGCCUGCUACAUAAAUGUAAAUGUUUCUGUAAAAAAAUCUACUAUCGAGCAUGUUGUUAUUUAAAUAAUAAAAAUGUCUGUACCUCCACAUGUGGCUGGAAGAUAAAGCUUUUUAUGUAUUCAAAAAUAUGCAGAAUCAGUCGAGUGUUUAAAGAGUGUGUUUAUGAAAGUAACAGAUGGGAAAUUUUGCUGGAGCAAGAUGCUCCAAGCAAGGUACACUUAAAUGAAAAGCUUGCCUUCGUUAAGAAGCGUGUAGCUUCCACACAGGAAGUGAAGCUGGCAGACUGUUUGUCCAUUUCAGCCUCAUUGAGUCUG
Messenger RNA from Anguilla anguilla (European eel), 2744 nucleotides. It is a transcript of the gene chrnb3a, whose product is annotated as cholinergic receptor nicotinic beta 3 subunit a. Lineage: Eukaryota; Metazoa; Chordata; Actinopteri; Anguilliformes; Anguillidae. Gene Ontology annotation, molecular function: acetylcholine-gated monoatomic cation-selective channel activity; transmembrane signaling receptor activity. Gene Ontology annotation, cellular component: neuron projection; synapse; postsynaptic membrane. The record is from RefSeq and is a predicted model, not a curated record. The coding region runs from base 304 to 1710 and encodes 468 amino acids. The transcript has 6 exons. Gene Ontology annotation, biological process: regulation of membrane potential; monoatomic ion transmembrane transport; chemical synaptic transmission.